UUGUGCGGCGGACAAAUGGGGAGAGGACGAGGAGGUGGGCACUCGAGCGACGUAAGAUCCACAUCAGCUCAACUGCACUCGUCUCGCAGAGGCCACCCGCUCACUUCCCGCGGAGGCGCUCCCGGGCGCCGCGCUCCGCGGCCGCCGCCUGCCCCCGCCCGCCGCGCCGCCUCCGCCGCGCCCCGCAGCGCCUGGCUUCCUCCUUGCUAGGGUGGCGUUGGGCUGGCGCGGGCGUUCGGGUGACUGCAGCUGCUCGGCUCUCCGCCCCCCGCCCUGCGCCGCGCGGCUGCCCCGUCGCUUCGCACAGGGCUGGAUGGUUGCAUCGGGCAGGGUGGCUCCAGGAUGUUAGGGACUGUGAAGAUGGAAGGGCAUGAGAGCAGCGACUGGAACAGCUACUACGCGGACACACAGGAGGCCUACUCCUCGGUCCCCGUCAGCAACAUGAACUCGGGCCUGGGCUCUAUGAACUCCAUGAACACCUACAUGACCAUGAACACCAUGACCACCAGCGGCAACAUGACCCCAGCUUCGUUCAACAUGUCCUACGCAAACCCAGGCCUGGGCGCCGGCCUGAGUCCGGGCGCGGUGGCUGGCAUGCCAGGAGGCUCCGCGGGCGCCAUGAACAGCAUGACGGCUGCGGGCGUGACGGCCAUGGGGACAACGCUGAGCCCCGGUGGCAUGGGCGCCAUGGGCGCGCAGCCCGCGGCCUCCAUGAACGGCCUGAGCCCCUACGCCGCUGCCAUGAACCCGUGCAUGAGCCCCAUGGCGUACGCGCCGUCCAACCUGGGCCGCAGCCGAGCGAGUGGCAGCGGCGACGCCAAGACUUUCAAGCGCAGCUACCCGCACGCCAAGCCGCCCUACUCGUACAUCUCGCUCAUCACCAUGGCCAUCCAGCAGGCGCCCAGCAAGAUGCUCACGCUAAGCGAGAUCUACCAGUGGAUCAUGGACCUCUUCCCUUAUUACCGGCAGAACCAGCAACGUUGGCAGAACUCCAUCCGGCACUCGCUGUCCUUCAACGACUGCUUCGUCAAAGUGGCGCGAUCCCCGGACAAGCCAGGCAAAGGCUCCUACUGGACGCUGCACCCGGACUCCGGCAACAUGUUUGAGAACGGUUGUUACUUGCGCCGACAGAAGCGCUUCAAGUGUGAGAAGCAGCCAGGGGCCGGGGGCGGAAGCGGGAGCGGAGGUGGCGGCGGCGGCGGCGCCAAGGGCGGCCCGGAGAGCCGCAAGGACCCCUCGAGCGCCGCCAACCCCAGUGCCAAUUCUCCCCUUCAUCGGGGCGUGCACGGUAAGGCGGGCCAGCUAGAGGGCGCGCCGGCCCCCGGGCCGGCUGCCAGCCCCCAGACUCUGGACCACAGCGGGGCGACAGCGACAGGGGGCGCCUCGGAGUUGAAGACUCCAGCCUCCUCGGCGGCGCCCCCGAUCAGCUCUGGGCCAGGGGCACUGGUUUCUGUGCCUCCCUCCCACCCGGCGCAUGGCCUGGCACCCCAUGAGUCCCAGCUGCACCUGAAAGGGGACCCCCACUACUCCUUCAACCACCCCUUUUCCAUCAACAACCUCAUGUCCUCCUCGGAGCAGCAGCACAAGCUGGACUUCAAGGCGUACGAGCAGGCACUACAGUACUCGCCCUAUGGCGCUGCGUUGCCCGCCAGCCUGCCGCUCGGCAGCGCCUCGGUGGCCACCAGGAGCCCCAUCGAGCCCUCAGCCCUGGAGCCAGCGUACUACCAAGGUGUGUAUUCCAGACCCGUCCUAAACACUUCCUAGCUCCCUGGGACUGGGGGUUUGUCUGGCAUGGCCAUGCUGGUAGCAAGAGAGAGAGACACACAGAGAGAAAAUCAACAGCAAACCAAACCACACAUAUCGAGCCGACAACAGCAUAAUAAAAUCCCAACUAUUUUUAUUUUUUUUUUUGUGUGUGUGUGCACAAUCUUUUCCCCAGUGCAAAGGACUGUUACUUUGUUAUUGUAUUCAAAAUGCCUUGUGUAUAUUAUUACAAAGAAAACCCAUCCCAAACCAACAAAAAAUUUUUUCCUGCCAAGUUUAACGAUCCACAAAUGUAUAUAUAAAAUCUUCCUAUUUCCUUAUUCCUGUCCCUUCCCUCUUUCCCCUCCAGACACAUUCCAGUCUGUGCAGGGUUUAUUUAAAAAAAAAAGAAGAAGAAAGAUGGUCAAACUUGUAAAAUAUUUGUUUGUGCUUCCCCCCCUUCCACCACC
Panthera uncia (snow leopard) is the source of this 2213-nucleotide messenger RNA. It is a transcript of the gene FOXA1, whose product is annotated as forkhead box A1. The record is from RefSeq and is a predicted model, not a curated record. Bases 343 to 1764 code for a protein of 473 amino acids. The transcript has 2 exons. NCBI's taxonomy places the organism in Eukaryota, Metazoa, Chordata, Mammalia, Carnivora, Felidae. Gene Ontology annotation, molecular function: transcription factor binding; protein domain specific binding; DNA-binding transcription factor activity, RNA polymerase II-specific. Gene Ontology annotation, biological process: regulation of transcription by RNA polymerase II; anatomical structure morphogenesis; cell differentiation.